UUGGCUUCGUUCCUCUCCGGUUUUCUCUUCGGUCUUUCCUCGUCAGUUUGUGAACUUCAGUUGCCUUGUAAUGGCAGGCGUGUUGUUGGGUGUGUGUGAAAGUGCAAUAAACAAUCAGUACAUUUAACCGGAAUACAAAACCUAACCGUAAUAUGAAUGGUUCAGCUUAGUGGUGCAUCUCCAGUUUUCGCCCAACGAUGGAUUCAAACAGCGCUCGUGGUUCCACGGGUCAGCUCUCCAGUACCGGAAGUACCGGCGGCGGCAUGCACCACUCCCACUCGACUCCAGCGGGGGUAGACGGCGGCGCAAGAACACCCCCAGCCACGCCGAAGAAAGGCGGAAAAAUGCUCGCCAUUCGGGUGCAAAUGCUCGACGAUACCGUCACUAUUUUUCAAGUUCAGGCGAAAGCCACGGGCCGCGUCCUUUUCGACCAAGUGUGCAAACAACUGCACCUCCUCGAAGCCGACUAUUUCGGCUUGGAGUACAUUGAUGUGAACGGCACCAGAUAUUGGAUGGACUUGCAAAAGCCGAUUUCGAGGCAGUUGGGCCUGUCGCUCGUCGACCCUCUUCUCUAUUUCUGCGUAAAAUUUUACACGCCCGAUCCGGGCCAACUCGAGGAGGAGUACACCAGAUAUCUGUUUUGUCUGCAAGUGAAACGCGAUCUGGCGCAAGGGCUCAUGCAAUGCAAUGAGAAUACGGCGGCGUUGAUGGCCAGUUACAUCGUUCAAGCUGAAUGUGGAGAUUACGUCUCGGAGGAUUACCCGGAUCACACUUACUUAUCAAGCUAUAAAUUCGUGCCGCAACAAGACCAAGAAAUGGAACGUAAAAUCAUGGAGAACCAUAAAAAACACUCAGGGCAAUCCCCGGCCGAAGCCGACCUGAAUCUGCUUGAAACGGCCAGGAGGUGCGAACUAUACGGGAUCAAAAUGCAUCCAGCCAAAGACCACGAAAAUGUCCCCCUUAACCUGGCCGUGGCCCAUAUGGGGAUCAUCGUCUUUCAGAAUUACACUAAAAUCAACACGUUCUCGUGGGCGAAAAUCCGAAAAAUCUCCUUUAAGAGAAAGAGAUUCCUCAUCAAGCUCCACCCGGAAGGAUACGGUUACUACAAGGAUACGGUGGAGUUCUUUUUCGAAGGUCGCAACGAAUGUAAGAACUUUUGGAAAAAGUGUGUGGAGAAUCACGGCUUUUUCCGGUGUUCGUCGGUGAAAAAUGUCUCGAGGCACAAAACUAGGGUUCUAUCGAGAGGCAGUUCGUUUAGGUAUAGCGGUAAAACUCAAAAACAGAUCGUCGAAUUCGUUAGGGAUAACUAUGUGAAAAGGCAAACAUUCCAAAGGUCGGCUUCAUUCCGGCAUUCUAGCGCUCAUUCGAGUGCAAGCAACAUGCACUCCAGUACAGUCGGGAACAGCAUAUCGGCUCACCCCUUGUUGCCCCUUGCCGACAGCACUCUCAGCGUGGAAGCGUCCAAACUGUCGGCCUCGCUGUCCUCGAUGGCCGAUGCUCGAACCAUCACGGCUUCUCCGACGACGAGGUCAGCCUCUCACCGCCCCGUCACAGCUACAUCCUGGAGCUCGGCUCCAGACACCAGGCCUAUCCAUGCUCAGACGACGACCUCGCCAUCACCUCCUCUGACGACGCAAUCGGCCUCGCCCCCAACUUCUGCGACUACGAGCCCACUUCAUACCGACCAUCUGAAGGGGGGCUUUGCCAGUUCGCCGGUCGCCGUCCGCGCAGCUGUUCACAGGGCAGAUACAGAUGAUGGUCAGAAGGACAAGUCGGAUAACGAAGACUCUUAUUACAUCCACAACAACUCCUACUACACCAGCUCCCCUCCGAGUUACAAGGAAGUAAACGGCAACAUUUCGGAAUCCAGCCCGAUAAAAAAUCUCGCAAAAGAGCAGCUUCUGAACAGUAUUAACGCCAACACGAACGGCACCAACACCACAACGAUAAUCGCCGAGAUUGAAGGCGAAGUGAAGAAGAAAACUAAACCGAUCGACAAAACCUACUACAUCGCCAAAGAAAUCCUCAUGACUGAACUCACAUACAAGAAAGACUUAGAUGUGAUUAAUGUGUGGUUUCGGGACGAAGUCGGUAAAGAAGAACCGGACGAAUGCUCAAUUUUGCUCACCUUAAUCGCGCCUUUGGCACAAGCUCACGGACACCUAGUCAAGGAUUUGGAGCAGCGGUUGCAAGGGUGGGACGGCAGGGGCGGCCCGAGGGCCACCACCAGUCAGAAAAUCGCCGAUGUUUUGCUCACACACUUACCCCCUUUGCUUCCAAUUUAUGAAGAGUACUUGGACGGCCACAUUUUGGUGUUGGAGCGCUUGGACGCCGCAUUUAAGCAAAACAGUCAUUUCGAGCAGCUGUACCGUGAUUUUGAAACGCAGAAAGUGUGCUACUUACCGCUCACAACUUUCGUAUUGAAGCCACUACAUCGCUUGUUGCAAUACCAGUCGUUGUUGCAAAGACUUUUACGUUAUUAUGGGCCUUCACACCCCGAUCGUGCCGAUUGUUUAACUGCUAGUGACACUUUGAAAGAUUUAAUGCAACCAGUUUGCGAAACUUUGGAACAUUCGGAAAAUUUAGCCACUUUGUGUGAACUUCAACGCGAUCUAGUGGGCUUCGAUAAUUUGAUACAGCCCGGGCGGAAAUUUAUCAGACACGGGUGUUUACUCAAACAUUCCAAGAAGGGUUACCAACAACGCAUGUUCUUUUUGUUCUCUGACAUUCUUUUAUACACUUCUCGGUCUCAGGCCACUCUACAGUUCAAAGUCCACGGUCAUAUGCCACUAAGAGGUGUCCUGAUUGAGGAACCGGAAGGAGAAUUGGCGACUUAUGGCUUAGUGAUUUAUGGAGGUAAUCGUGCGUUGACUGUGGCGGCGAGUUCGCAGGAAGAGAAGGAAAGGUGGAAGCAAGACUUGCAAAAUGCCAUUCAGGAAGCUAGGGAUAAGACGGACACGAAAAUAACUUAUUUGAGCCUAAAAAGUUGCAGCUCUUCGGAUGAAAUUAUGGACCAGUGUGGUAACGACGUUGGCACGCAAACAAAGCCACAACCACAGAGGAGUAAUUUGAAAGUGCACGUGUGUUGGCAUAGAAAUACUAGUAUUAGUAUGAAAGACGAAUUGGUGGCAGUUGAGAAUCAAUUAUCGGGUUAUUUGUUGCGCAAAUUUAAAAGUAGCAACGGUUGGCAGAAGUUAUGGGUUGUUUUGACGUCUUUUUGUUUAUUCUUUUAUAAAGGAUGUAUGGAUGAUUUUCCAUUGGCGUCACUGCCUUUGCUAGGAUAUACAGUUGGCGCUCCUGCGCCUGAGGACGCCAUCGGAAAAGACUACGUUUUCAAGCUACAAUACAAAAAUCAUGUGUAUUUUUUCAGAGCCGAGUCUGAAUAUACUUACAAUAGAUGGAUGGAAGUGAUCGGGAGUUGUACUCAGAGCAGGAAGAAGAAACAAAUAAUUGUGAACGAAAACUCAAUCGAAUGUUCGCCGGAAAAGUAGUUUUAUUUAUGUUUCAAGGAAUUUCUAUUUUUAGGUUUUAACGGUUUUGUUAGCAACUAAUUAUGUAAAUAUGGUUAAGUAUUAUUGAAAUUUAAAGGACUGGAUAAGUCAUUCCUAGGUAAUUGUAGUAUUUCCGUACUCAUAUUUGUAUAUAUUUGUACAUUUUUUAUCGAUUUUACUCCUUUUUACAUAUUUUGAUGUCGCUGUCUCAGCAGCUAGUUUAAUUCUAGUGCCUCUAACAAACUCAUUUUGUUAUUAAUUAGGAAGUUUAUGUUGUACAUUUUCAUUUUAUGAAACAUCACUCGUAGUUAAUUUUCUGGAUGAAAUAUAUUUGAUGAAAUAAAUUAUUUUUACAAGAUUA
Messenger RNA from Tribolium castaneum (red flour beetle), 3852 nucleotides. RefSeq names its product FERM, ARHGEF and pleckstrin domain-containing protein 1. Gene Ontology annotation, molecular function: cytoskeletal protein binding; guanyl-nucleotide exchange factor activity. Bases 198 to 3491 code for a protein of 1097 amino acids. Gene Ontology annotation, cellular component: cytoskeleton. The transcript is spliced from 16 exons. Lineage: Eukaryota; Metazoa; Arthropoda; Insecta; Coleoptera; Tenebrionidae. The record is from RefSeq and is a predicted model, not a curated record.